UUUAUUUAGUAGCACCACUACCCGAUCUGUAUUUCGUAUUGAUACUGUAUAGCUUUGAUCCAAGUUGGAAAAUCAAAAUGGUGAAAUAUUUUUGCGUCAGCAUUGCGAUUGUGUUUUUUUUAGUUUUGGAAUAUAUCAAUGGCGUGCCUUUCGGUGAAACUACAAGAAAAAUACGUUCAGCAAGGAAUCAUUGCAAUUGUGAAUGUGGAGUUGUCAACAGACGGAGUCGAGUAGUGGGUGGAAACAUCACAAGAUCACAUGAAUUUCCUUGGAUAGCAGGCCUGAGCCAUGGAGGAGAAUACCAUUGUGGAGCAGCACUAAUUUCAAGAAGACACCUUAUCACGGCAGCACAUUGCGUACAUGGGUUUGAUAAAAGAAGUCUUAUGGUAACAUUGGGCGAUCACGAUCGAGCAUCAUCGAAUAGGUUUAGCAAUAUCGACGUUAGAGGCAUUAGAUCAGUCAAAAAGCAUGAACAUUUUGAUAUUGCCACUUACAACAACGAUAUUGCCAUAUUGGAAAUGGACAUUCCUGUUGGUUUCAAUGAUAAAAUUAACCCGGUUUGUUUACCGAACGAUGACAUUAUUGAUUACACUGGAAGAAUUGGUGUGGUUGCCGGUUGGGGAAGAAUCAAUGAACGUGGUGAUACUUCCGAUGUUCUUAGAAAAAUCUCGGUACCUGUAUGGAGUACUCAACAAUGUUACAAUUCUGGUUAUGGCGAACAUAAGAUUUCCGGCAAUAUGUUUUGUGCUGGAUACACUGAGGGACUAGUUGAUGCUUGUCAGGGAGAUAGUGGUGGCCCACUCCAACUUACAAACAGCCUGGGGGAUAUGGAAAUAAUUGGUGUGGUGUCAUGGGGUAGAGGCUGUGCCCGUCCGAAUCUUCCAGGAAUCUAUACCAAAGUAGCCAAUUAUUUACACUGGAUCGAUGAACACGUCGAUGGUGAGUGUGUUUGCCAGAAACAUAAUGCAAGAUUUUUCUAAAGGCCCAUGUUAUUUGUUUAAAAUUAAAGUUGUUCUAGUCAUUUACUUUAUGCUUAAAGUUUUACCACUAAAUCUCAGUUUAAUGAGAUGAAAUCUUAGUUUAAGUAUUUAUUUGUGAACUUAAUUAAUGUUAGGAUUGAUAAAAUGCUGAAAUUUAUACUUGACCUUUGAAUAAGGAACCUAAACCUUGCAAAUGAAAAAUUCACCGAUAGCCUUUGCCUUGCAUUAAGUUAAAAUUUUAUCAAUGACAAUAAAUUAUAUGGAAGAAAGAAAAAAAUUGAAUAAUGCCCACGCGGAAGUGCGUAAAAAAACUUUUACCAUUAAAAUAAUUAUUGUAUUCAAAUUAGGGUCAUCGAUUUGUUUCUUAAUUCAUCAAUGCCGCAUCUAUUUUUACUUUGACCGUCAAAAAUUAUUGUAUUAUUAGUUCUAUUCAAGGUAAGGUCAACGUAAAAAUUUGUCACAAAUGUCACGUGUCUAUGCGAAAUGUCUUUAACUAGUUAACAUAAAAUGCAUAGAUUCCAUUUAUUGAUACCUACAUAUUUGAGUAAUUUUUUUGUUCACACUUCUGAUCUAUAAAUUUUAUAAGGCAAAGGAAUAUUGUGAAUCUAAUAAAUAGUGUUGUGAACCAUCUUCUUUUUCGUUUCUCCUGAAGACCUAGUAAUUUAAACAAUUGAAAUUUCAGUAUUUUACUUUGGCUUUCAAUGCCUUAAUUAGUAUUAACCAGGAUCAGGACAUUUUAAAAUCGGAGUUUUGGCGUUAAUCACAUUCACAACCUGUAAUGUAAACGAAAUUGUCAUUAUCAUACAAAAUAUCUACAUACAUACCUAGCUAAAAACUACUUCUUACUUCUUAGGGUAGGUUGCGUUCUUGAUUUGUAAAUAUUUUGAUCACUAUGAAAAUAAUAAGAAAAAAACUUGUUUUCUCCUUUAUGUAAAAAUGUUUCUCAUAAUAAUUGCAUAAUACAUGCAUCAUCAUAAGCAUGAGACAUUUCGACUUUUUAAUUUUUUUAAAUAGAAAGUUGAAACAGGGAUACCUAUAUGUAGGUAGAUAAUCAUAAUAUGGUAUUGCUUGAAAAUGUUUUCUUUUUUUGUGCGUGUGCCAAUAGUUUGUGUAAUUUUCGAUAAGUAGAUUGUAAUAAAACGAAUUUAAAGUGAUCAAGAAUACUAUGUGCUAUACCAAAGAUAUA
This is a messenger RNA of Ceutorhynchus assimilis (cabbage seed weevil), 2166 nucleotides long. The record is from the annotation of a GenBank genome assembly. NCBI's taxonomy places the organism in Eukaryota, Metazoa, Arthropoda, Insecta, Coleoptera, Curculionidae.